Aspergillus pseudotamarii is the source of this 1556-nucleotide messenger RNA. RefSeq lists its product as uncharacterized. Lineage: Eukaryota; Fungi; Ascomycota; Eurotiomycetes; Eurotiales; Aspergillaceae. The record is from RefSeq and is a predicted model, not a curated record. Bases 17 to 232 code for a protein of 71 amino acids. The transcript has a single exon.
UUCAAGAACAGCUCCUAUGGCUCAGUUGGUAGAGCGCAUGACUAGUAAUCAUGAGGUCCGCGGUUCAAAUCCGCGUGGGAGCAUUCUGAUAUCCUUUUUGCCUGUUUUCCUUUUUCAUCUUGUUUUUAACUGGAUCAUCCCCAUCUUUGGGGGUCCUUUGAUCACGCAACAUACCAUCCUAUUCCCUACCACCGCUCUGCCCAGAGGCUGCCUACGUCCAGGAGGGACCUAACACAGCGUAACUCGCUCCUCACCAAAGCGAAGCCUUCCUCGUGAUACCAGAAGCACACACCGCAUUGCAUCGACCAUCUCAUGACCCUGUUGACACAGGAUCGAGCAUCAUGGAUGUGGAGCAGUUCGGUUUGGCUUAAUAUCACCGCACCCACUUCCUUCUGGAAAAGGCAAUGGCAUAUCUUUGCUCACCAAAAACCGUAUGCACGGUAGAGUCACUUGUAGGUUUUUAGUGGGUCGACUGCGGCGAAGUAGAAGUCGCCUCGCACGGCUUCCGCCGUAGUCUGAACCAUCCGGUGACUAUCGUGAAAGACGUCUUUCGACGACGGCGGGGACAGUAUUCAGCUCCGUAUCAUGCUCACAAUUAGGUUGGGUACGAGGCUCUUAGCUCGUAUUUGUAAAUGACCCGUUCAUCGCCAUAUCCUCUUUUAGUAGAUCCUCCUCAUCAUCGCCAUCCAUCCAUGUCCACAACUCUCUGAGUCAGCAGCAUCUCUUAGUUAACUUAGAUUGUCCCCAGGAACCGGAUACUCUCGCCCCAGUAAGAGACUCAGGAGACAAUAAUCCCAGAAUAUCCUUCCUUGGCGAUCGAAGAAAGAGCAGCGGGGACACAAAUGCAUCAAAACACCGUUCCGGAGUUAACCAACAAAAAAAAAGCCCCCCUUUUCGCGCGUAAAGCCAUGUGAGCAAAUCCUGUAUAUAAGGGGUUCUUCGCGACGGUAACAACUGUGGCGGUGUUCACUGAUGUUGAUUGAGCGGGCGCAAGUAGUAAUGGCUAGUAAGAGUAGUAGUACUUGUCUAGCGCUGUCCAAUCACAGACCGGCUUCGAGAGCGCUGCUACUACUGCAUUGAUCGACUUCGCUUCUGUAAGCGCUAGCAUGAAUAUCACAGAGCCGCCGAUGUGGGUGCCUAGGAUGCCUAAACGCAUGGGCUGGAGGUUCUGCAGGAUUCCUGUCGAAGCUGGUGAGGUUGGGUAAUAGUAGGAUUCUUUCUGAGGGUUGGUGUUUGGAAGUUUCCGGGUAAUCGAUUGUUACGAUUGUGGUAUUGGGUUUAACUUAGCAGUUUCGGUGGUUUUAUGGUGUGGUGUCGAACUGGGGUCCUUGAAUAAAGGAUCUGGUUGUACUAGUAGACAGAUGAUUACAUUUGGAUGACUUUGUGGUGAGGAUGAUGGUUGGUUUGUCUUUAUACUGGGUAUUUUGCUAGUUUCGGGUUAUUGAUGAUGAUGUCUAGGGUUGCUUACUUUAGGGAUAUGUAUUCAUUAUUACCGACAGGAAUCGAAUGACUUGAGAUUAGUAUGAAACCGAGACGUGCCUUGUGCUCUUGUAGAC